AUGGAUGUAGAGACCGCUUUGUAUGUGGCCAACGUUGCUUUCAACACUGUAGUAAUUGCCAUGGACAUAGCUGUUAUGCUGAUCGCCAUCAAAACGGGCGAAAUCGGUCGACAACUUUUUUUAUGGAUGAUUUUUUUGUGUAUGGGCAUGGAUAUUGCUGCAUAUUUGAAUACUGUAAUCCAUGACGUGCCGAGUUUCGCCAUGGAUACGGAUAUUUUCAAAACAAAAUUUCGUUCAAUUUUACCUCGGCAUAUGUGGAUAACCAACCUCUCCAUUAUUGUGAUCGGAAUUCUAUUGACAGUACCUAUGUUUACACCUUACUGUGGCUUCUCCUAUGUGACUGGAAGUCACGUGUGGAUGUACGACACAAGCAAACCGUACACACACGUAUGGCGAGGUUGCAACUUCGUUUUGCAGAUUAUGGAUGUAGAAACCGCUUUAUAUAUGACAAACUUCUCUUUGAACACUAUAGUAGUUGUUAUGGACGCAGCUAUCAUGUUUGUUGCUUUUCAAACGGGCGAAAUACGUCGACAACUUGUUUUAUGGAUGAUUUUUCUAUGUAUGAGCACGGAUAUUACAGUGUAUUUGAAUACUGUAAUUCAUGACGUGCCGAGUUUUGUCAUGAAUACGGAUAUUUUCAAGACUCCAGAGCCGGCCUACGUUUCGGUUCUGAUAAUACUCUGCCAAUGGUUCAGCCAACUGUUUGCGCUUUUGGUCCUCUCGGUUCUUCAUUUCAUUGCAGUCUUUUCUCCAGCAAAAUUUCGUUCAAUUUUACCUUGGCAUAUGUGGAUAACUAACCUUUUCAUUGUCGCAAUCGGUGUUUUACUGGCAGUACCUAUGUUCACUCCGUACUGCGGCUACACCUAUGUUACUGAAAAUCACGUGUGGAUGCACGACACAAGCAAACCGUACACAUACAUAUGGCGAGGCAUUCUGCGUGACUGUAGUGGCUUGCGUCGACGCACUCAUCAUUUGGAAGAUUCGUACGCUUCGAACUGUUGGGACAAAAAGAAAUGGAACCGUCCCAUCUUCCAUGGCUGCUGUUGUUCUGGAAACGGCAUGUUUCCGUUGCCAAAUCUUGUUCUACCAGUUGAAUGUGAGCUGGUCUGCAUGAAAGACAACCUGAAUUACCAACGCUACGAAAAGAAGGAGGCAGCACGAAGUCUGCUAUUUGGAGUUGGUUCCAAGUCAGCAAUGUGGUGA
This is a messenger RNA of Haemonchus placei, 1203 nucleotides long. The record is from the annotation of a GenBank genome assembly. NCBI's taxonomy places the organism in Eukaryota, Metazoa, Nematoda, Chromadorea, Rhabditida, Trichostrongylidae.